UUGGAUAAAUUUCAACAAAUGGAUCAAGUUUAAACUCAAGUAAUUAGAAAUCUCAUACAUCACGCAAGACCAGUAUGUUAUACAGACGUCAGUGAGUUUAGCGAUUGCAUCGAAGGGGUUGGUUGGCUGAAUGAAUUUGCAAGCCUGUGUUGAAAUUUGUUGUAUUUUAUAAUGAAAACAGACAAUUUUAUUCAAAUAAUUAAAUUUAAUGCAUAAACAUCAGCCUAUUAUUUUAAGACGUAGGCUUAAACCUUCCACCUUUCCGAACAAAAUUGAAAUUUUGCACAGCACUGAGUAGCCUACACUCUUUGCGGUGGAGUAUUUAUAUUUCCCAAAUCUGCGUCCUUGUAGAAAGAAAACGGGAAAUAGAGGGAAUAAAUUCAAUCAUCACUCGUGUCGAUGGUGAAGCGUAAGAAGGAACCUAGGGGAGAUGAGACACCAGCCGACGCCGCGAAGAAGGGGGUGCAGGUGCAGCCUGGGACAAAUGAGGAAAUUAGUUCGGAUCGAAAAGUGAUUCAUCUGGAAGAAUCGGCUGAAAUGAAGGCGUCCCAUAUCGAGGGCGUUGUGUCCGAGAAUGGACCAACACAGUCUACAGACACGACAGACUUGCCAGCGCCCGAGACUAAACAAGAGCAGCUUGCUCCAGUCCGGCCGCCGCUCAACCACCCGUUCCUUAGAUCUAGUGUAAAAAGAAAGAAAAAAGAGCCAACACCCCCACCUUCGCCCCCCAAACCAGAUGAGACAGAGAAAGCUGAAGUCAAGCCUGACAGGAAGAGAUGCUGGGAGGCAUGGAGUGAUGGAGAAACAACGCUGUUCUUUGAAGCUGUUAAUGAGUAUGGAAAAGACUUUGAUGCCAUUCAGAAGUACAUCGAUCAGCGACACAAGAAGCUUGGCUUGGCAGCUCAUCAAGUCAAAAACAAAAACCAGGUGAGGCAUCUCUACUAUAGAACUUGCCACAAGCUUUUCACCUUCAUCUCACCCAAGCCAGAUCAAGAGAGGACAGUCAGUGAACUUUUUGCCCUUAUCAACUUUGGUGAGCUAAGGAAGAAACUGAAUUUGAAGGGAGGAAUCACCCGAAAAGUGGGACAGAGACUCAAUCAACUCGUCACUACAGGGCAAACUGUGAUUCGUGUUCGUGGCCAGAACCGACGAGUUAAAACCCCUCUCUGCAAGGCUCUCAGAAAACUCAAAGGUGAUGAAAACAAGUCAGACCCAUAUAAAUUACCCGCUCAUGUCUUGAUGGAGUUACAGCCCAGGAACAACAAGGCAUGGGCAUCAGUGCAAGGCACAGCACACAACCCAAGAGUAAGAUUAAUGAUUUCUCUCAAGAAGAAUCUAAGUAGCAUCAUUAGCUAUCUCAAUGAGAAGUGGACACCUCAUCGCUCAAAGCUUCUGAACACACUGAAGCCUACAGGUGAGUUGAAAGAUUCUCUGCGGCUACGGCUGGUGCUUCCAGAAGGAGUAGAAGUGACGCCCCAUAAUCAGGUGACUGGACGCUAUAUGCACAGUGACAGCAGAGCUGUUUUUUCAUUGGAUACUGAAGCUCGGGUCACCAAGGCUGUAGCCGCAUCCAAGGCUGCCAAGAUCCAACGUGCAGCGGCUGGAAAUGUUGCUAUGCCAUCAACUCGCACUCCAACCGGGAGUAGCCUGGAUUGCACCAAAGAUGUCCCCGGGUUGGACAAAACAGCAGCUGACAAGGCUAACUGUGACAGUACCACUGCGGGGGGCAAACCCAGAAAGUACAAACCCCGUAAGAAGGCUAAACUUGCCAAAAUAGAAGAGUGUACCAAUGAUGUGGGGGACCAGGAAGUGCAACUGGUGAACAUAGUAACCUCAAAUCACGGUAGAAAAUCGGAAGACUUGGAAUCCAUGGAAAUCAGCAAGAGCGAUUCAUCCAAGAGUCCUGUGAAACCAGAGGUGAAUGAAACAGAGAAAAUUGAGACAGAAGAGGCAGUGCAGGCAAAUGCAGAGAAAGAGACAAUUCCUCUGAAGGAAAUGGAAUGGACAGUGGCGCCAGCGAAGGAAUUUACCAAAGAUGAACAGUUGAUGGGAGAGCUAUCAGCACAGAACUCCAAGAAUCUUACCAUGACGGAUAUUUAUUUAAUGUUGAAUAUGCCAACCCGUUUAAAGUUCGAGUAUGAGUUUGUGAAGGAUGACAGUGGCUCGGGUAAUAACAAGUCUUCCAGUGAGUCUAAUCUCCUGCAUAAACUGUUUGCAAUCGCCAGCACAGAGUUCACGGACAUCAGGAAACCAAGAAGGAGUGUCUCUGUUGGCACAGUAACAUCUCCUCCACGCUUCAAUGCGAUGCCAGGCACCAAUGCAACGCCGCCGUCUAAGGCCUCCUUCAUUUCUCAACUCUCCAAGAGCCCCAGCAAUGCACGAGGCCAGAGAAGUGCCACCAGCAAUGGCAUGAUGCGAGUCAACUCACGACCUACAGCCAAGCCCAGUGGUGGGGGAAACGCUAAGGAUAAAGACAGUGGAGUGUUUGUUACACCUGCUGUACCAUCGCCGCAGCCUCACUGCCUAGCCUCAGUGGAGUCCUCAACCACUGCAGCAGAGAAGCUGUUCAUGGCACAAAUUGAAUCACUGCAGAAGCAGCCAACUUUCCUUAAGCCAAACAGCAGAAGAGGCAGAAAGCCUCUGGUUGUACAGAGAACAUUGCUACCCAGACCCCAGUCUGAGCACAAAGGUCCUACGAGGCACAUGAUGUCCAUGUCUAAAACUGGUCAAUUCACACCAGUCCAGCUGGCUAUUCCAGACAGUGUCUGUCAGAAGACCAUAGUGCGACCAGUCCCUAUCGCCCCAGGACCAGCUGCUGCUGGUUCUCUGUCAGGCAGUGCAUCCUUGGCAAAGGCUAAGCCAAGCAAGGCAUCCAUGCCAUCCAACACAGAUGGUACCAGCAGUCCUGUUGUCAGCUACGUUGCAUCAUCUGUUAGCUCUAAAGGCCCAUCAAUGGUUGCUUCACCCCUCAGUGCUCCCUCCCCUGUGUCCUCUCUUGCCUUGUCCACGCCCACAGCCUUGCUCCCAGGAGGUGUGGCCCCAAUGAAUGAGAUUGAAGCAGCCAGUGCAGCAGCAGGUAUAGACAUCACCCUGAGACCUAGCCCACCGGAGCACACACAGCCAGCCCACCUAUCACCCCUGCCAAUAAACACAUCCUGUGUCCCUUGCACUGAGCCCACCAAGACCCCCAUGCUGAACCCCAGCCCCCAGAUCAUCGAUGACACUAUGGAGAUUGUGUCAGUCACUCCCAGCAGCAGCUUUGAAAUGCCCGAGACUAGUGCAACUCUGGGCACAGGGGGUACAGUGGGCCAGAAUUUUGCAAUCCCUGCUCCUAACUUGUCAUCAUUGCUGGAGAAUUCAUUGCCCUCAUCUGCUGCUGCAGGUGGUGGAGAUGGUCUAAUGGACAUACCCAUGGGUUCAGAGUCAUUCACUGGCUUCAACCAGCAGCUUUCUCCAAACACUAGUAACCCCAGCGUUAUGUUGCCCUCUAUGUCCCCAGUGCGUGGGUCUGGUACCACAACUCCACCACUGCACAUAUCUAGUCCGUCCUCAUCCCCAUUCAAGCUCAAUUCUCUCAGUCCAGACAACCAGUGGCUCAAUGGAGAGAAUGUGGACAUUUCACUGAGCAGCAUCCUUGCCAAUCUUGAGUCUCCUGAGAAGAAGGAGAGACACAGCAUCAUCAGCUCCACCUCUGGUUCAUUAACCAUCCCCCAACCCAGCCUCAUGAUCGAAUCCUCCAGGGAUUCCUCCAUGUCCAAAGAUGUGGACACUCAUUUGCAAUAUAUGAUGAAUGAGAACAGUGUAGACUAUGUGGCAAAGUUUGCUGACCUAGCUGCUCAAAUAACGGCUCAGCAGGAGGCACAGAAGGAGACAACAGUCAGCCACUGAGGGAAAAGUCAAGUAAGUUCUCACUGCCAUUACUGCCACUGCAUUACAAAAUGGGAAUGAGGGCUACAGGAAUUGAGAUAGGAUGUUAAGCUUGCCUUGUUAGUUGAAAACCCACUGAGGUUGUCAUUUCCACAUUCAGGGCUGUUCCCUCCUCCCUGUGAGGAAAUAUGCCCAGCUCUUUGGAUAUGUGCCUGCUGUUGUUGUUUGAUCAUUAAUGUGGUUAUCGUUAAGAUCAUGGCAGAUGUAAAGUCCACGCAUCCUACAUGUGUCUUAAAUUCACGAGAUGUUGUCUGGGUGUCCUUGUUCUGGACCCCCCAAAAAGCAUAGAUGACCCAUUCAGAGGUGAAAUUUUAUCAUCAGUUGAUGAGUUCUUGGUGCUAUGUACUGCUCUAAGAUAGGUGGAACAAAGGUUGCUUUGUGAGAUAAACCACUGUUCACAAAAAAUUGGUUACAGCCUCAGGAUGAAGUGAUGUUCCACUGCAGCGGUAUAUGCUGUUAAUGAAAUGAUACAGUGUUGUCCAGAGUGAUAAGGGGCAGGAGGUGGGGAGAAUUUAAUGGUCUCAUUGUCAAAGUAUGGUGGUAAGAUUUGGUCGGAGAUAAAAUUAAACCACAAACCUUUUUUUGUAUCCAUCAUAGCUGUGCUGCAAGUUGAAGCUGAAAUGUAAGGUUUUCUGCAUCAGGUCUUGAGUUUACAUAAUUGGAUACAUAAUUGCUACUUGCUGCUGUCAAGUGUAAUUGAGUGUGAAGUUACACAUUUUGGGAUGAUAUUUUGAUUUUGUAGGUUUUGUUCGUAAAAGCUGUGCCAAAUACAAAUAUGAGUUAAAUUGUAAGGCCGUGCAAGCCACAAGAUGAUCUUCAUAAUUUAUUUUGUUAGAAUUAUUAAACAACUCACUGAAAGCACAUUCUUUGUUUUGUUUAAUUGGAUUAGCCUCUGUUCUCAACAUCCUCCAGCCCAGGAGGCAGGUUUAUGUUACAUAAACUUGUUUCAGUUCAUGUUAUUCCUUUGAUCUAAAGUAUUUAUACUCACAAGACACGUUUCUACCCAUUGCAUGUGUACAUUGCUACCUAAAGGCAUGUCAAAAUGAUGAAAGCUUGAAAAUGAAAAGAACGGGCCAAUUGCAAAUACAUCCAAAUUUGCACCAUUAUAAUUUCAAAUGGUUUCUUUGGAAAUAAUAUUAUUCGACUGUUAAUUCUCUGACAGUUAUAAUUAUGUAUUGUGCAUAUCUUAGCUCUUUUCUAAUUAUUUGAUAUAUAUCUUUUGUCACAUGAAUAUAUGUUGGAAUGUAUUCAUGUAACUUCAAUUGAAGUUCUUCUGAAGAUUUCGUCUUUGCAAGUGACUCUUUGACUACAACAGAGAACUUGUUCUCCAUUUUGAACUAGCGCUUUCAUUAGAUCAGUAUUUCUGUGCUGUGUCAUAAUUAACUUCUACCAUUUUGUGUUAUUUAUGAGCAUUUUACAUUUGCCCAACGUGCAAUAAGUGUCAUGUAAAUACAAUCCUUUAUAUUCAAAGGAGUGUCUUAUUUGAUCCUUUUUUGUGAUAUGUCAGUAGCCACCAGUAUUCAAGAAACGUGGACAAAAAAAUUGUUACAAGUAUACACAGAAUGAGAGAUAUGAAUAAUUAAUGCCAUUAGACUACCAAUGGAAGUUGCUGAGCUUGCUAUCAAGGAAAGGGGUACAUGUUGCUGAGCAAAAGUUGAAGUUAGACUGCUAGUCCUCAGAUUCAGCCAAGUGUUUCUUGAGACUUUGAAAGAUCAGAACCAAUGUUGCAAGGAUUUCUCUGACAAUGCAAGUUUAUUGCAAGGGAAAGUGCUGUCAACACAAAAUUGGUUGAAAUUGAGACAUCUCUGGUAAUGAUGGUGUUUUGCUCAGAAAUGCCCCAAGCAGUUUAUAUUUCCAAUAUUGUCAAUGCAGUGGAGUCACAUUCCUGGCCUUCAUGUUGACAGUAUUUUGGUGCAGAAUUUCAGUCAGAACUUACUUCUUAGUCAUUCAUAAGUUUGAAGUACGUCUUGUAAAUUUGAAAUUUUGUGAAAGUCUUCCAGGCAAUUGUAUUUAAAGUUUUGUACAUGUAUUUGUGAGGAAAAUCUCACAGGUUUUGUGGACACUAUGAGUUUUAUAAUUCCUUUUUUAAAGUGAGUGCAGUAUUGCAAAUUUGAGAGGGCGCUAUUUAAUCCCUUAUCCCAUGGUGAUAGGGACAAUCUCACACAUUUUGUCUCAAAUGACCUACAGUGUGUUUCAUAUGUGCUGUGUUGACUCUGAAAUGACUCAUUUAAGAAAAGACACAUUGAAUGUGCACUUUUACUUACAUUGAAAUUAUAACAAAAUGCAGAAUAGUGUUUUGCCUGAUAAAGAGGGGUAGGCUUUUCUUUUUUUCUCCUGCCCACUCUAGACUAUAAAGGGAGAAAGUACCAAAGCACCAUAACCAAAAAUUUUGUGUGGUGUUUGAAAUAUAAUUGAUAUUCCUACAUUCUACUGUUGUCAUGGGAAUUUUCAUAAAUGUCAAUCCUGUUUGUUGCUCUUUAACCCUAAAAAGAGCUGGGUUAUUUUGGACCAUCUCAUGCUGGUGGGGGAUUACAUCCCCUCCCCCCCAAAA
Messenger RNA from Acanthaster planci (crown-of-thorns starfish), 6478 nucleotides. RefSeq names its product protein cramped-like. Gene Ontology annotation, biological process: pattern specification process. Gene Ontology annotation, cellular component: nucleus. Gene Ontology annotation, molecular function: chromatin binding. NCBI's taxonomy places the organism in Eukaryota, Metazoa, Echinodermata, Asteroidea, Valvatida, Acanthasteridae. The record is from RefSeq and is a predicted model, not a curated record.